This is a messenger RNA of Erythranthe guttata (spotted monkey flower), 507 nucleotides long. Its product is annotated as protein MOTHER of FT and TFL1. Lineage: Eukaryota; Viridiplantae; Streptophyta; Magnoliopsida; Lamiales; Phrymaceae. The record is from RefSeq and is a predicted model, not a curated record.
AUGCCUAGGGCGGCGUUGGACCCACUGGUUGUGGGAAAAGUGAUCGGAGAUGUGCUGGACAUGUUUGUUCCGGCGGCGGAGUUGGCCGUGCAUUACGGCGGCGAAGAGAUAGGCAAUGGGAGUGAGGUGAAGCCUUCCUCGGCGGCUCAAAGGCCUAAAGUCCAGAUUAAGGGCGCCAUUUCUCCUAGUUAUUACACUCUUGUAAUGGUUGAUCCAGAUGCUCCUAGCCCAGGUGAACCCACCCUCAGAGAGUGGCUCCAUUGGCUGGUAAUAGAUAUUCCUGAGGGAUCCGAUGCAACCGAAGGAAAGGAGAUAAUGGAAUAUAUGGGGCCGAAGCCCCCAGCCGGCGUCCACCGUUACGUGUUUGCAGUUUUCCAGCAGCAUGGGCUGAUGGAAACAGUGAAAAGGAAGCCGGUGGAGCGGCAACUGUUCGACACGCGCCAAUUCGCGAGAGAGAAUGAUCUUGGCCUCCCCGCCGCUGCUCUGUAUUUCAAAUCUCACAAAUAA